Messenger RNA from Cladocopium goreaui, 1206 nucleotides. NCBI's taxonomy places the organism in Eukaryota, Dinophyceae, Suessiales, Symbiodiniaceae. The record is from the annotation of a GenBank genome assembly.
AUGUUGCCGCUUUCGAAGUGCAGCUGGUCACAAACUUCGGAGCCAGGAGCACCGGGACUGAAGGGACUGAAGGGACUGCAAGGAGCACUGCAAGGAGCACUGGCACCUAACAAACGGAGCAAGUGCAGCACUGGCCGCACUGGCCCCUGUCGAUCUCUCAUCCCAACAGCUAACAGUUACAACUGUUAUAGUUGUGAUUACACAGCUGUCGGAUCUGUCGGAUUGGUCGGAGCUUUAGCUUUCGCAACGAGAUCAAGGACCACCUCACGGCUCAGGUCCGCACGGUCCGCUGUGGUUCCAGGAAAGAACCGGCAUUCGGCACCAGUUCGGAAGUGGCUUGAUGAUGUGGUGAUUGGUUUGGGCUUCUGUCCCUGGGCAUCUCCAGCAGAUGAAGCUGAUGGUAUCAGAGUGGUGACCAGCAAGUCCACAACUUCUCGGGAAGUUUUUGAGGACUUGAUACAGGAAGCUAGGGGUCUUUGGGCGGAAUUCCUGCCGCAAAGCCAAGCUGGCCAGACUAACCAAACAAAGGGCAUGGCAAAAACCACUUUGCUCGUGUGUCCGAAUGUGAAGGCGUGGAAUCGCGAUUUUCGAUAUUUCCAUUCUUUUUACACAUGGCAUCUUGAUAGUGGCUUUGCGUUGGCAGAGUCGCUGGGUAUCAAAGUCGUACCCUUUCACCCGGACUUUGCUUUGCUGCCCCGUGGUCCUGAAACUGGUGACCAUAUCAUGGUGCCUGGUCCGGAUGGUCAGGAUGCAAGUGCCAUUGUCCUAGAGAAGAAUGCCGGAAAAGAUGAGGCUGGAGAAUAUUGCAUGGCUGUUCGGUUCGCAAAUGGAGAUGAAGGUCUUAUUCGUCAUGCCUCUGUCAUCGCUCAAUCCAGCGACCAGUCAUCAGAUGACGAUUUAUGUAGGAACUUUACUUCCCGGGCACCACGUCCAGUUCUACACCUACUUCGGUUGCCUGAUCUUAUGAAGGCCGAGCGAGAAGCACAGCGCAUUCCCAAGAAGCCGCGCUUUGAGAAGGAAGCCAAAGAGAUGGAGGUUGAAUUGGAUCGCAUGGCCAGAGAAGAGGUGGCUGAUGGCAAGGAGCUGGCAGAAAUGCGGGGCACCACCGAGGCAGUCACGGAACGAAAUGAAUUUACAAUCAAGUCACUAGGGCGCUUGCGCUUAAUGGAAAUCAUGGAGAGCUGUGAGGAUUUACCAAGUGGGUGA